UUAAUUAGUCAAAACUCAAAAGAAAUCUUAAACAAGCUGAAUGGCGCCGACCGCCGUCUCCUCUUUCCAACUCUUCUUCGCAAAAUCCAAGCAGUAGGGUUUAACACUCUCUUCCUCCUUUUUCUUCUUCACAAAACCCUCUGAUGGCACCAUAAAUCGUCAAGGUAAAUCAACAUGGAUUCCAUAUAAAUCACAACUUUGCUCUCUAUCUUCAAGGUUUGAUUACUUAAUCCCCUCCAAAUUUUGAUUUCUCCAGCUAGUUUUAAGUUAAUUUCAAGUUUCAUAUACAUGUUAAGAUCACUUUUGUUUCUGGGGUUUUGGCGUCUCAAUCAUACUCAUACUUUUGUCUGCUAUGCGUUGUUGCGCAACUUAUACACUACCCUUUUUACGCAAACUCCCCAAAAGGCUGGGUCUUUUUCACCAUUAUUAUGUAAAUCAUUCAGUUUCUUGUGUUCUUCAAACUUCUGAUACGAGUGAUGAUAACAAUUGUGAUGGCCCUAGUUCUAAGCAUUAUUGUGAUUAUUCUGUUGCACAUAGAGAGAUGAGAGAUUAUGCAAAGAUGGGCUGUGUUCAAAAGGCACUAGAGACUCUCAAUUCAUUUGGGUAUGCAGGGGGGAGGCCGUCGGUAUAUGAUUAUAAUGCUUUGAUUUAUAGCUAUUUGAAAUCCCGAAACGUGGUUUUUGAGGAAUUGGGUCGAGUCUGUUUCCAUAUGGAGGAAUUUGGGUUGUGCCCGAAUGCAUUAACAUAUGUUGGCCUAUUUAAUGGAAUGCUUCUGAUGAAUUGUUUGUUGGAUGCGUUGGUUGUCAUUGAGGACAUGCUUAGAAGUGGGUAUGCACCAUCCUUCUCUUCUCUGUCACAGUUGUUGAAAAGAUUAUUGAGAGUGGAGAAUUUGUCUGGUUCCAGGUAUGUUAUAGAGUUAAUGCUGGCAUUGAACUAUUCGCCAACGCAACUGUCGUUGAGUAUGUUGGUUUUGAAGCUUUGUAAAGUGGGCAAGAUACACGAGGCUUAUAGAGUUUUGAGUGCCUUACUAUGUAAAGAUCACUUUUGCACUCCACUUGUAUAUAAUCCAAUUUUGUGGGGUUUAUGUAAAUGUAACCGGAGUUCUAUUGCAUUGUCGUUGUUGUGUUCUUUGAAUAAGAGAGGGUUUGUACAUAAUGUGUGCACAUACACUGCGUUAGUGUACGGGCUGAGUAAGGAGAAAAUGUGGAAUGGAGUUUUUCAGGUAUUAAGGGAAAUGGAAAUUGUUGGGUGUAAACCAAAUUUAAUAACAUACACUGUCUUAAUUAAGUAUUUAUGCGAUGAUGGAAGGAUUCAGGAGGUGUUUGUCAUUCUUGCAAAUAUGGAGAAAGAAAAAUGCUACCCAGAUUUGGUGACAUAUAACAUCAUUCUUCGUGAGCUCUCUCAUCAGGACAGGGCAGUUGAAAUUAGUGAGCUGAUGUCUCUGAUGGAACAGAGGGGCUUAUCUCCCGAUCCAUUCACUAUAACUGCGUUGGCUGCUGGCAUGUUGAAGAAAGGAAAGCUAAGGAAUGCUAGUAAUUUUUUGCUUGAUGUUAUUUCACAGGGGUACAAUGUAGAUAUGGCUGUUUAUAACAUGUAUUUGCACUCAUUAUGCUUAGACAGUAGAUACGGAGAAGCAUUAUCUGUGAGUGAGAGUAAGACUAGUAAAGGUUUCACGCCAAACACCAUUUCAUACAAUACUAUUCUGAAUGGAAUUUGCUCUAAAGGUGAUCUUGAUGACGCUUUUAGGUUCCUAGAUAAGUUAAACUUAGCCACAGAUGGUCCAGACAUAGUUUCUUUUAACACAAUUUUGUCUGCAGCAUGCAAACAAGGGAACUCUUAUAUCAUUCAGAAGCUUCUGGAUUGCAUGGAAGAUAAAAAAAUAGAACUUAAUGUUGUAAGCAUGUCUUGUUUGAUUCAUUAUUUCUGUAGAGUUGGAAAAAUCUUCGAGUGCCUUAAGUUGUUGGAGAAGAUGGUGCAUGCUGGUCCUACUCCGAAUGUUGUGACUUAUAAUGCAGUCAUUGAUGGUCUAUGCAAGAACCACUUGCUUGGGACAGCUUGUAGAGUUCUUAGACAAUUUAAAAAUUCUGGAACAUUCCCUGAUACAACUACAUACAAUAUUCUCAUAAAAACAGCCUUGAAUGCUAAAGAAUAUGCGUUGGCUGAGGAGUUAUUGAAAGAUUUGUACUCCCAGGGAUUGGAACCUGGUGCAGUCACUUGUAGAUCCUUGAUUAGUGGCAUAUGUAAAGAUGGGAAUAUACGCGUCGCCCUUGAGCUUUGGAACCGAAUGCUUGCUGAUGGAUGCAAGCCAUCAGUUGACAUGUACAAUAUGAUAUUGAAGGCAAUGCUUCAAAAAAGGAUGUUUAGGGAUGUAUUUUUGUUACUAAAGGAUAUGCGAAUAAAUGGUUGUGAGCCUGAUGAUAUGUCAUAUGUGAUUCUGAAGCAUGUAUUCUCAGAGGAUGCGGAGAAGAAUUAUUUUCAGGCCAAAAAUCUCCCUGAGUAUGUAGUGUCAUAACUGUAUAACUGUAUAAGAGAGAUGCAACUUGAUAUAGUAGUAUUAUGCUGAGUGGUCUCAUCCUUCUCCACUGACACUGCUCGCUCUCCAAAGGAACAUAGUGUUAGCAGGUUGUAAGCAGUAGCAAAGUUGUGGAGUUCAAAAUUAUGGAGACACAAAGUCAACAGAGAAGUAUAAUUCCUUCCUGCAGUUCAAAUUUGAUGUCCCUUGCGCUUGUCAUGGAUUUGAGUCAUUUGGCUCAAAGAGCUUGGUCUUCCUAGCUGGUAAGACGUGGAGUCUGCCUUGGUACCAAUCAGAGAAAGUACAAUCCAAUUGCUUCAGAUUUAGCAAGGACACUGGCAUUAGAUAAGAUACGAGUCAUCAAAAUGAGAGAGCUCGUAGAGUCAUGGUUGUUUAGCGGUGUUCUCACUCUGCUGUUCAUUUUGGAGCUUAUAGGAUGAUUGUGAAUGAAUGUUAUAUUCCAGCAGUUGCGGGAUUAGCCAAUUCUGGUGCUACAGAUUGGCUUGAUGGAUUCCUUUCCAGGAAGAUGGGCAUUAAUUCUGUAGUCGGCUUCUGUUUAGAUCCUCUUGCAGAUAAGGUCUGCAACUACGCAUUUUGGUGGUGCAGGUUCUAGUUGGAUGUGUUGCUGUAGCAAUGGUAGAGGAAGGUCUUCUACUCCGUAAGUGGUCUAUCUGUUCACGUAUGGGUUAGGACUUUGGAAAAUCGUGUGAAUUUGAAAAUUCUUUUGUAUGCUUCUUUCUUUGUAAAGACAUGCAUUUGCUGACUUUACCGAGUACUCCGUAUUUCAGUACACGGUUCUUUGACUUUGGGUUUCAGCAACAACUUGCUGAAUAGUAAGCUGUGUUAACUGUUAUUCUGUUAAGAACAAAA
Messenger RNA from Spinacia oleracea (spinach), 3382 nucleotides. RefSeq names its product pentatricopeptide repeat-containing protein At1g63330. The record is from RefSeq and is a predicted model, not a curated record. The coding region runs from base 353 to 2512 and encodes 719 amino acids. Lineage: Eukaryota; Viridiplantae; Streptophyta; Magnoliopsida; Caryophyllales; Amaranthaceae. The transcript has 7 exons. Gene Ontology annotation, molecular function: protein binding.